AUGUCAAUAAAUUCAAAAUUUACAAUAAAUGAUGUUUUAUUAAAUAUAGAAUCAUUACAAAAGAAAAAUAAAUAUUCAUGUCCAAUUUGUUUUGAAUUUAUUUAUAAAAAAUCAAUUUUUCAAUGUAAAUCCGGUCAUUUUGCAUGUAAAGAAUGUUGGGAGAAAUCAUUAAAAAUUAAAAAAGAAUGUAUGAUUUGUAGAUCAAAAGUAAAUUCAAUCAAUGAUUUAUCAAGAUGUUUAGUAAUUGAACAAGGUUUUGGUAAAAAAGAAUGUUAUUGUAUUUAUUCAUUCAAUAAUGAUCAUUUUAUUGAUUAUGCAAAUCUAGAUGAAAAUAUAACAUUGGUUAAAGAUAAAGAGAAUGGUUGUAAAGAAAUAAUAAAUAUAGAUCAAUUAGAUAGACAUAUACAAAAUUGUAAAUUUAAAUUUGUUGAAUGUUCACAUAAUGGAUGUGAUGUUGUUUUAAGAUUAAAUUCAUUGAAAGAACAUGAAAAUCAAUGUGGUUACAAAUUAGUUAAAUGUAAAUAUUGUGCUUGUGAUGAUACCAUUCAAAAGGAAUUAGAGAACCAUAAUAAUGAAUGUCCAAAAUUUCCAAUUGGCUGUCCACAAAGUUGUUCAAUUAUGGUUGAAAGAGAUCAAACUCAAUCACAUAUAAAUAAUGAUUGUAAUAAUUCAACAAUACAAUGUAAAUAUUAUGAAUAUGGUUGUAAAGUUGAAAUGAAGAGAUCAGAGUUACAAAAUCAUUUAAAUAAUGUAAAUCAUCAAUAUUUCAUGGGUAUAUUAAUUGAUAAACUAUCUUCAAAAUUAAUUCAAUCACAUAAUAUCCAAGAUGAACUUGUUAAAAAGAUUGAACAAUCAGAGAAGAACCAAGAAAUCCUUAAUAAAGAAUAUGAUCAAUCAAAGGUUAUCUGUGAGAAUCGAUCAAAGAUUAUUUGUGAUAAACAUGUUAAAAAGAUUGAACAAUUAGAGAAAACUCAAGAAAACCUUAAUAAACAAUUUGAAUUAUCAAGAAUUAUUGGUGAGAAUAGAUCAAAGAUUAUUUGUGAUAAACUAGUUAAAACGAUUGAAAAAUCAGAGAAAAACCAAGAAAAUCUUUAUAAAGAAUAUGAACGGUCAAAGAUUAUUUGUGAUAAACUUGUUAAAAAGAUUGAACAAUUAGAGAAAACUCAAGAAAACCUUAAUAAACAAUUUGAACUAUCAAGAAUUAUUUGUGAUAAACUUCAAAAACAAAAUGACCAACUUUUAUCAUUAAAUGCACUUAAAUACAAAAACGAAUGGAUCAUUUCAGACUAUUCAAAAAUUGUUAAAAAAAAUCCAAAGGGUAGUUUAUUAAAUUCUCCAUCUUUCCAAGUUAAUCAAAAUAAUUUUUUAAAAUCCCAAUCACUGUGCAAUAUUCUGCAAAAUAUAUUUCAUCUUUCUUUUUAUCAAAAUGGUUUAUCAAGAAUAAACAAAAUUGCAAUAUUUUUGAUGGGUAAAAGUAUUGAAGGAACAAAUGUUGAGUUCAUUUGUAAAUUGGUUAAUGUUUUGGAUGAAACAAAUUCAAUAAAAUUUAAAACGCAAAAGUUAAAAGACAUAGAUGAUUUGGAAUGGGAUUGGAGUUGGGGAAGAUCAUAUAUUAUAGAUUCAAAUUUAAUUACCCAAGAGAAUGGUUGGCUAACUAAAGAUGAUAAAUUAACAAUUGAAUUUAAGGUAAAAAUAUUUAAUAAUGUUAAUAAACCACUUGAAUCAUAA
Dictyostelium discoideum AX4 is the source of this 1728-nucleotide messenger RNA. Its product is annotated as RING zinc finger-containing protein. The record is from RefSeq and is a predicted model, not a curated record. Gene Ontology annotation, molecular function: zinc ion binding. The coding region runs from base 1 to 1728 and encodes 575 amino acids. The transcript is spliced from 2 exons. NCBI's taxonomy places the organism in Eukaryota, Evosea, Eumycetozoa, Dictyosteliales, Dictyosteliaceae. Gene Ontology annotation, cellular component: cytoplasm.